Messenger RNA from Pyricularia pennisetigena, 1059 nucleotides. RefSeq lists its product as uncharacterized. The transcript is spliced from 3 exons. Gene Ontology annotation, molecular function: ubiquitin binding. NCBI's taxonomy places the organism in Eukaryota, Fungi, Ascomycota, Sordariomycetes, Magnaporthales, Pyriculariaceae. Gene Ontology annotation, biological process: mitotic spindle assembly checkpoint signaling. The coding region runs from base 1 to 1059 and encodes 352 amino acids. The record is from RefSeq and is a predicted model, not a curated record. Gene Ontology annotation, cellular component: mitotic checkpoint complex; kinetochore; bub1-bub3 complex.
AUGUUCGAGGCUGAGCCGGCGCCGGGCGACUGCCCAACCGCCAUGAAAUUUGCGCCUAGCUCUCGCAAACUUUUGGUGUCAUCCAUGGAUGGAAACAUCUACUUGUAUGAGGUGCAGGGUGAGGGGGAGGAUGCGAGCGCGCCCCUCGUACGGCAAAUAUCAAUUGGCUGUCCGGUCUUGGACGUCACGUUCGGAAGCGACGACAAGGAAGGUUUCUGCACGGGGGCGGAUUCUACCAUCAAGAGGAUUGACCUUGAGUCGGGGGAUGUUACAGUUGUUGGAAAGCAUGAGAAGCCAGCGAGGUGUAUAAUAUACAGCCCCGAGUAUUCAAUACUGGCGUCCGGCUCCUGGGACUGCACGUUGCAAAUAUGGAAUGCAAAGGACCUGUCCAAAGACCCCAUCAUCGUACAGCUGCCAGUCAAGGUGCACGCUAUGGCUGCAAGCAAAACAAAACUUGUCGUUGGCAUGCACAACCGCAUGGUGCAAAUUUUUGACCUGCCGGCCAUAGCCAAGCUUCUCGAAUCCGGAGCAAGCGGCAGCGAGAGUGGCUUGAAGCCGUGGCAGCAGCGCGAAUCUUCCCUCAAGUUUAUGACGAGGGCCAUUGCAUGUAUGCCCAAUGAUGCCGGCUACGCGACCAGCAGUACGGAGGGCCGUGUUGCCGUCGAGUUCUUUGAGGACUCGGCCGAGGUUCAGGCUCGCAAAUACGCUUUCAAGUGCCACCGUGGGCCUGACCCCAAAGACCCAGACACGGAGCUCAUUUACCCGGUUGACUCGCUGGCUUUCCACCCAGAGUACCUGACCUUUGUGUCUGGCGGUGGUGAUGGUCAGGUGGCGCUAUGGGAUUCCGAGGCCAAGAGGCGUAUGAAGAUCUACCCGAUGAACGGAGGUUUGGCAGCGCGUACGCUAGCCUUCUCAGCCGAUGGAAAAUUUCUAGCCAUAGGCACAUGCCCAGGCUUUGAGGACACCAUGGAGAACUACAGCGGUAAGGGACAAUCCCACGUCCUGAUCCGCGAGCUCAGUGAGAAGGAGGUUAAGCCCAAGCCGAAGAAGUCAAAAUGA